Macroventuria anomochaeta is the source of this 3848-nucleotide messenger RNA. RefSeq names its product beta transducin-like protein HET-E4s. The record is from RefSeq and is a predicted model, not a curated record. The transcript is spliced from 3 exons. Gene Ontology annotation, molecular function: protein binding. NCBI's taxonomy places the organism in Eukaryota, Fungi, Ascomycota, Dothideomycetes, Pleosporales, Didymellaceae. The coding region runs from base 154 to 3360 and encodes 1068 amino acids.
GCCUCGCCUCGCAACGCUACAGCGAGUUGCCAUUUCUCUUCAAGAUCUUUUGGGAAACUAAUGGCAGCACUCUCUCGUCCCCAGGCCAUCGCCUAAAGUUUCCCCUAAUCCUCGCCGUUGUCGCGUACACUUACGACACAUUUGCGCAUCUCAAUGCGGCUCUUAGAGUAUCAAGACGAUGGAGAGCUCAGAGUCACCCCUGACAUAGUUGACGAAGACGCAAUACCUCCUUAUGCGAUCCUCUCUCAUACCUGGGGUGCCGAGGCGGAUGAGGUCACCUUCGAAGACCUAGCGAAGAACGCUGGCAAGGACAAGCCUGGCUACAAGAAGAUUAAGCUCUGUGAAGAGCAGGCAAAGCGCGACGGCUUGCAGUACUUCUGGAUCGACACCUGCUGCAUCAACAAGGCAAACAAGGCUGAGCAUUCGCUGGCUAUACAGUCCAUGUUCUCCUGGUACCGAAGCGCAGCGAAAUGCUACGUCUACUUGUCAGACGUGUCCGCUCCACCUCUUGAACCGGAAGAAAAGGCGGGUGUGCCCCUAUGGGACUUGAAUUUCCGAAACAGCAAGUGGUUCACGCGGGGCUGGACGCUGCAGGAGCUUCUCGCACCUGGCGUUCUCGAGUUCUUCUCAUGCGAGUGGCACAAGCUGGGUAACAGGGUAUCGCUGAAGUCUCAGAUCCACGAAAUUACAACUAUCCCACAUAAAGUGCUCGAAGGGGCCCCGCUCUCUCAGUCUAGCGUCGACGAGCGGUUCCGGUGGAGACAAAGUCGGGACACGAAGCUCAAAGAGGACGCAGCGUAUUGUUUGUCUGGCAUCUUUGACGUCGACAUGGCGCCCGUCUAUGGUGAAGGCACAGAGCAAGCAUUUAGACGGCUUCAUGACAAGAUUCAAAGCCGGGAAGAGAACCUCCGGAAGCAAGAGGAGUGCCUUCGUGACUUACGUCCUACCGAUCCCCGCAACGACAAGAAGCGCAUUGAGGACACAAAGGGCGGCUUGUUGGAGGGCUCGUACCGCUGGGUGCUUGACAACAGCAGUUUCCAGCAAUGGCACACCGACCCACAGAGCCGGCUGCUGUGGAUCAAAGGCGAUCCCGGCAAGGGCAAGACGAUGCUGCUCUGUGGCAUUAUCAACGAGCUGCACAAGACGGUCGCUAACACCGCGUCUGUAUCCUACUUUUUCUGCCAGGCCACUAACUCGCGCAUCAACAGCGCCACGGCUGUGUUGCGCGGCUUGAUCUACCUGCUCGUUAAGCAGCAACCGCGGCUGACGUCACACCUGCGGACGAGAUACGAUCAAGCGGGUGGUUCUCUCUUCCAAGACGCCAACGCCUGGGUAGCCUUGUCCGAAGUCUUCACAAGCAUGGUGCAGGAUGUGGGCUUGAAGGCAAGCUGUCUAGUUGUUGAUGCUCUCGAUGAAUGCGUGGUGGACCUGCCACAGCUGCUAGACCUGAUCGUCCGUACCGCGGCGUUGUCAUCUCGUGUAAAGUGGCUUGUGUCAAGUCGGAACGAGGGUCACAUAGAGCAGAAGCUCAAGUCGGUCGACAACGAAGCGAAGCUGAGCCUGGAGCUAAAGCAAAACGCGGAGCAGGUAGCUCGAGCUGUGGAUGCAUAUAUCGACCACAGGCUGUCUUGCCUCGAGUCGCUCGAAGGGGAUGGUCUGCGCGAGCAGGUGCGAGAUGAGCUGCGCCGCAAGGCGAACGGCACCUUUCUAUGGGUUGCUCUGAUGAUGCAAGAGCUUGAGAAGCCGGAAAGCUGGGACCCUUUAGCGGUAGUAGAGGAAGCGCCAGCGGGCCUGCCCCAGCUGUACGAUCGCAUGAUGGGCCAGAUCCAGCGGCUGUCGCCAAGGAAUGCGGAUAUCUGUCGGUCUCUACUCUGCACUGCAGCGACCGCAUACCGCCCGCUCUAUCUUGUGGAGAUAGGCAGCUUGCGUAAAUUGACAGGCCGAGCUACAGUCUUGGCGGAGACUGUAAGAAAGAUUGUAGCCAUGUGUGGUUCGUUCCUGACUAUUCGUGACGAGCAAGUCUAUCUCGUUCACCAGUCAGCCACGGACUAUCUAAGCGACAAGAUGCGAGCUGCAGCCCUUCCGUCUCAGGACGAGAUGCACUAUCACCUAUUUGCUCAGUCACUCGAGCUCAUGUCCAGCACACUAGAACGUGAUAUGUAUAGUCUAGGUGAGCCAGGCUUCUCGAUCGAUGAGGCUGAAACACCCAAUCCUGAUCCGCUAGCAACUAUGCGCUACUCGUGCGUUUACUGGAUCGAUCAUCUGUACGACUCGAAGCCUAAGUCUUGGGCACACGGUGUUAGUGACCUGAAAGUCACAGACGUCAUUAAUGAGUUUAUAAGGAAGAAGUAUCUCUAUUGGCUAGAAGGGCUCAGUCUGUGCAGAAGUAUAGGAAAAGGGGUGGUUUCGAUGGCGAAACUAUGGUCUCUAGUUCAGAUGCAGGAUUACGAUAAGCUUACCAGGCUUGUUCAAGAUGCUAGCCGAUUCAUCAUGUACCACAAAGGGGUAAUUGAGAAUUACCCUCUGCAAACAUAUGCAUCUGCGCUGCUUUUCAGUCCGACAGGGAGCGUGACUAGAAGGCUGUUCCAGCACAAAGAGCCAAACGGGAUCACUAUUAAGCCAGCGAUGAGCGACGGCUGGAGUGCUUGUCUGCAGACGCUCGAGGGCCAUAGCAGUGCUGUCAGCUCUGUAGCCUUCUCGCACGACUCGACCAAGCUGGCGUCGGCGUCAUACGACAACACCGUCAAGGUGUGGGAUGCGAGCAGCGGGGCGUGUCUGCAGACGCUCGAGGGCCAUAGCGAUUGGGUCAGGUCUGUAGCCUUCUCGCACGACUCGACCAAGCUGGCGUCGGCGUCAUACGACAACACCGUCAAGGUGUGGGAUGCGAGCAGCGGGGCAUGUCUGCAGACGCUCGAGGGCCAUAGCGAUCUUGUCAGCUCUGUAGCCUUCUCGCACGACUCGACCAAGCUGGCGUCGGCGUCACACGACAAGACCGUCAAGGUGUGGGAUGCGAGCAGCGGGACGUGUCUGCAGACGCUCAACAUCGGCAGGCCUCUUUACAGCCUAUCCUUCGAUUCCACCAGCUCCUUUCUUCAUUCCGAGAUAGGUCGCAUUGCCAUACACAGCCCGGGAACUUCUAGCGAGGUAGCUGUCGUGGAAUCUGAACCCCCUCUGUAUCUAGGCACAAGCCUCAGCUCCGAUUGCAUGUGGAUCAAGUAUGACGGCAGAAACGUGUUGUGGAUACCAUCAGAGUAUCGACCGUCAUGCUCUGCAGUGUGCGGGAACACAGUCGGUAUGGGCGUGGGGUCUGGCAGAGUGUGGACCUGCAGUGUUGACCCAGACACCGACAUGUGUUCUUAGCAAAGCGUAGACAAAAGCUGAUCGCCCCCUGCUGUACAUUGACUCUUUUACACUCUGCUUUUCAGUGCCUAUAGGGAUGCACAUGAGCACACAAGUUGCAUAUCAUAGCAUAGCUUGCAGCGUUCUGGGGAAAUAACUAACGCCGAGUCAUUAUCAAUGAACCCUGUGUUUUAUGCUCUUGCUGUUUUCGGUGCUGUGCGCAGCAUAGAAAGGCAUGCAGGAGAGGUGGGGAAACCAGACUGGGGCGCGCGUGAAUACCACACAUCGGCACGCGGUCGUGAAUGCUUUUGGAAAGCUACCAGCUUGCGCCACAGCUAUUCUUGGUGAUUGUUCUGCUGUAGGUAAGAUCGCUCUGUGAGAUCUUCGCUCCCGACCGGCGAAACUGCCGGACUGUACACUCCUUUAGGCAGACAGCUUCUAGGGCCCAGGGGUACAAUCUUCCACAACUUCGCUUCCUCUCAGACCAUCCGAGUCUUACUGAGAUUCCU